Messenger RNA from Osmerus eperlanus (European smelt), 4046 nucleotides. It is a transcript of the gene cavin1a, whose product is annotated as caveolae associated protein 1a. NCBI's taxonomy places the organism in Eukaryota, Metazoa, Chordata, Actinopteri, Osmeriformes, Osmeridae. The transcript is spliced from 2 exons. The record is from RefSeq and is a predicted model, not a curated record. Gene Ontology annotation, molecular function: rRNA primary transcript binding. Bases 341 to 1627 code for a protein of 428 amino acids. Gene Ontology annotation, biological process: termination of RNA polymerase I transcription; transcription initiation at RNA polymerase I promoter. Gene Ontology annotation, cellular component: cytoplasm; caveola.
AAAAGUUUGACUGGGUGGUUUCACAGGGAGUCGAUGCAUUUGAGUCAGGGCACACAUGCCUCAGCUGUGAGAGGCUCCGUUCUGUUAGCUGGCCAACAUCCCAGGACAAACGCAGAGAGAAAGGAAGAGAGAGGUGAUCUGAGAGCGAGAGACAGAAGGGGAGAGACAGAAAGUAGAGUAGAAAGUGUUGAGGGAACCGUGGUGUAGAAGCAGAGGAGACAUUUGUCAAAGUAGGGAACAAGUCCUAUCUUCUGGACAGCGGGGGCACGACAGGUUUUGUUGCAGCAGUGUAUUCUUGUCCUGAGUGAGUGUGCAAGCGGCUUGUGUGAAUUGAGCAGCCAUGGCGCAUUUAGGCGUGAAGAUGGAGCAGGUAGCUUUGACUGAGGUGUCCGAUGAUGACGAAGAGGUUUCCCUGGUGGCCGCAGCCGUAGAGCCAGACACGGACGACGACCCAUCAGAGGAGGAGGAUCUGGUGCUGGGGAAAGGGUCCGGCAGCAAGACAGAAGCCCAGGUGAAUGGAGUCAUGGUCCUGACCCUGCUGGACAAGAUCAUCGGUGUGGUGGACCAGAUCCAACAGACCCAGAACGGGCUGGAGGCGAGGCAGCAAGACAUGGAGAAGUCGGUGGCGGGCAUCCAGGGCGAGCUGGCCAAGCUGUCCAAAAGCCACACGGGCACAGCCAACACGGUCAACAAGAUGCUGGACAAGGUGCGCAAGGUCAGCGUCAACGUGAAGACGGUCAGGAACAACCUGGAGAAGCAGGCGGGUCAGAUCAAGAAGCUGGAGAGCAACGAGAAUGAGCUGCUGAAGAGGCGCAACUUCAAAGUGCUCAUCUACCAGGAUGAGAUGAAAGCCCCCAAAGCUUCCAAGUCGACCAAGGGGUCUAAGAAUGUGCUGGAGGGCGUGGCCGAAGAGGAGGGCGAGGAGCAGGCUGCGGAGGACAGGGAUGAAGGAGCGCACCUGGGCCCCACCUCAGAGGACGAGGUGGAGAUCGAGGAGAUCAUUGAGGAGUCGCGGGCCGAGCGCAUCAAGCGCACCGGCAAGCAGCGUGUGGAGAAAAUCAAGAAGGCUUUCUCCAAAGAGAAGAUGGAGAAGACCAAGCUAAAGACCAAGGAGAACCUGGAGAAGACCAAGCAGCGCACCCGUGAGAACCUGGAGAAGACCCGUCAGAAAACCCGCGAGAACCUGGAGAAGACCAAGCACAGUCUGGAGAAGAAGAUGGGCCAGCUGGGCACUCGUAUGACGCCCAACCAGGAGCGCAAGGAGAAGGUGAAGAAGUCCCUGACCCCUGACCACACGGUGCACGCCCGCUCCAAGACAGCCGUGUACCGCGUGCCGCCCUUCACCUUCCACGUGAAGAAGAUCCGGGAUGGGGAGGAGGAGGUGAAUCAGAGCAAGGAAUCGGUGGUGGUGGCUGAGGACGAGGCCCUGGAGGAGGACGAGGCCCUGGAGGAGGACGAGGCCCUGGAAGGCAAUGAGCUGGGUCUGCAUGUGGAGGUGGAGGAGGGGGAGCUGGUCUGCGUAGACAGCCCAGAGAUGGAGGCUCUCCUGGAAGCGGCGGAGGACUCCCAGCUGGUGAUGGUGGAAAGAGACCUCCCUACGAAGACAAGCAGUAAACAUAUCAACUGAUAGGCUCAGGACUGGAAAAAUGAUAUAAUAAACAGAUAAAGAGGAUAAAGUGAAGGGAAAAGGAAGAAGAGAGAUUUCAAUAACAAUGACUCAGCAUGCAUUGUAAGGACUGUCUGGAUAUGUUCAAAAAUCAAUAUGUACACAAUCGUUGAUUUGUAUUUUUACUUAACCUAACUGGACACAUUUCACUGUAAUUUCUGCUCAUAUUAAUUAUUUAGAUUGCAAAAACUAAGCAUAUUAUUCAUACACAUUUUCUAGGCUUUCAGCAUUGUGCUCUUUUUAUAAUUAUAGUCAUGCAAAGAGAACUAGUUGGCACCAACGCUGAGUCUGAGGUAUCGCUUGUUUAUAUCAGUUUUCUAUGGAAUGACCACAAUGCAAAAGAGUGAAAUUUUUAUUUGUGGUUGUAAUUUAAUGCACAAAAGUUGCUAACAGACAUAUAUAGCAAUGUUAAUGAUAAAAGGAAGAUUGUACCUGGUUUGAGGGUUACUGGCAUGUGAAUUUGUGUUUUGAUGAACUGGGAGCCUGAGGGCCUUUCUAAAUUGUACUCAUGUGUCUAUGAAGACAACAGGCUGACAUACUGAAUGUCUUCCUUGAAUGAAGAGUUUACAGAACUGUUCAAGAAUGUGACCAGUCACAAGACGGCAGACAUACGUAUGGCUCUUGCAACACAGGGCCCUUGUUGAAGGUUUGUGUGUAAGACGUUUUUCACUUAUGAAAGGAGAUGCAGAUAAGCAACGUAAGAUUAAGAUGGAGAUCAUCGUUUUCCUCUUUCGUCAUGGUGGCUAAAUAUAUAUAGCAUCCCUCCCAAAUGAAAAGUGUUUCAUAAAUUCCUCAUAGUAUUGUUUUGAGAGAUUUGUGAAAACUACUGAUAUUCAUAAUUUGUCAUGUUAUUUUGUUUUUACAAGACAAAAUUACUUAGAUUUAAUUUGAAACUGGGAUGGAUGUACUCUGUUUAGAUGUACUUAUAGAUAGAGCACAGACUUUUGAGUUGUAUGAUAUUGUGAUAGUCAGGAAAUAGCUUUCUUUCUCUGUGCCAUAACAGUCUAGUUGCCAAUGUAACCAUAAUGCUUCUAGCUGAUGUUAUAUAUAUAUUAUCAGACAUCUUGGAGUGAGCUUUCAUGUCCUUAUCAGAGCUGCCAUGUAGAAUUUAGAACUUGCAAUGUAUUUUCUCACCACACACCCUUAUUCUCUCAUGUUGCACAGUGUUUAGAUGCUUGCUCCUCCAGCCACAAAAAGUGAAUCUCGACAGUAUAUUCUGAAUUGAGACAUAUGGGCUGAAGACCCUAUACUGCUGUGCUAUCAACACAGACAGAGCCUUUUAGAGCAGAAGAUUGACAACCUUAACUACCCAAUGUGUCGCCAUGGCCACAGCACUCUAAGCCACUUCCUCUGCUGUAAUUGUGAGGAUAAACACGAGAUGCCCUACAGCUAUAGUUGCAGCUAGAUAACAGUUUAAUAAAAUUCUAAAUGGCACAUGAACAUUAAAUAGCAUUACCAACUUACCCAGGGCUGGGAUCCAUCUGCCAGAGAUUGUAAAUGUUAAAGUAGUUUUAUAAAGGUAAAGGACCAGGAGAAAAUUAAUGGCCGCUCCUUGGUCUUAGUGUCUGAAUCACUUGGUGAAUUUUAAUGUAGGGUCAGUUUAAUUGUGUGUGAUGUGCUGGUAUCCGUAAGACUGUAUAAUGACUGGAUUAGCUCAGUGGGUAAAUGCCGGUGUUGCCUUGUCCUCUAGUUAUGUUUGACAGGCAAGGACUGACAGCACUGUGUAAUAGUCAUCAAAAGAGAGGGCUUUCCUCCUCUGCCCCAGAGUCCCUGUGUCUGACCUUGUAAAAGAGGGUAUGGUGGGAAGGGCCACUUCCACGGAACACCAUUAGGAUAAUCAAUAGAGCAGGGAACCUGAUUAAGCAGAGUGCUUUCUCCGAGUGUUUGUGUUGGGGGGUGGGCAAAAUGGAGCAGACACUUGAAGGAGCACUGUAGAUGUGGAUUGGAAGGUGAGUAACACAUGUCAACCAUGUAAGUCCAAGGCCAAAUCUAACGAUACACACACACACACACACACACACACAAACACACACACACACACACAGGGACACUGCUACCCCCCACUCCUCCAACAACAACAGGUGGAGGAUCGUGUACUGAAGUGAGGUCUGGAGGUCUGUUCUGUCCACAACAUGUAGCCUGACAAGGCAGUGGCACCGUCUGCUUCUAUAAGAUGUCGAAUGACCAGCCACACAACUGUCACAGAUGUGGCCAAGGGGACAUGUGACAAAAAUGCAUCAGCAUUGCCUGAACAUCAAUUAAUGGUCAUAUUGUUCUGUGUAAGCUUCUGAUGAACAAUGGUGGUGUAAUCAAAGCAUUUUGCCUAACCACAUAUAUAUAUAUAGCCUACAUAUAUCAAUAAAACCUGACUUACACCUGA